Molecule: messenger RNA, 795 nt
Organism: Ceutorhynchus assimilis (cabbage seed weevil)
Lineage: Eukaryota; Metazoa; Arthropoda; Insecta; Coleoptera; Curculionidae
Source: the annotation of a GenBank genome assembly
AUGGAUGAUGGAUUAUUAAUUGAGCAAGUUGCAGGGUUUCCUGCUCUAUUCAAUAAAAACGAUUGCCGCUUUAAAAAUAAAACGGCCAGAGAGCAGGCAUGGCAAACCAUUGCCGAAAUUAUGGGUUGUUCUGUUGAAGACUGCAGCAAUAGGUGGGUUGUUUUAAGGGCGAAAUAUACCACUCUCAAAAAACAAAUCAGAGAAACCCCGUCUGGAUCCGCGGGGUUCUCAAUUUCCUGGCCACAUUAUGAGGCAAUGGGGUUCUUGGACCCAUUUUUGGUGACGAGAAGGACUAUAUCAAACAUUAAAUUGAAAUACCAGAACAUCUCUAAUCUAGAGUCUUCGGAGCAAGGGCAAGGACCAUCUUCAAUUUGGGACACAAUGUCCCAACUUGAAUUUUCAGAUGUUUCUGUGGGUGCUCCGGAGACUGAAGAUUCUGUGACUGAAGUCACUGAUGAGACAGACUUCUCACCCCCGCCAACUCCAGAUCCUAUUUCAAAGAGUGGAACUCCUACCACAUCACAUUCUCAACUAUCGACUACUUCGACUUCAUUCAGCUCAUUCAAUCAAAAAAUGGCAGCACUUAGGAGGCAGAAUACAAAAGGCAGGGGUGGUGCAAUGGGUGGUACCAAGCGGAAUGCAAGAGACAUCAGGCUUAUAGUGAAGGAAUCGCCUUCAAGCUGGGCCAAAAGUCUUGCAGAAGACAUGCUGGUUUUGUCGCCAAGCCAAAGGAUCAUUUUCAAAAAAAAAUGUUACGACAUUUUGGCAGAAAUGGUACAAAACACACAGGAAUGA